AUGGCCUUCGUUGUGGACAAUCAUAUAAGUAUGCCAGUGAAGAUAGGAUCGGAAAAGCCUCCACUUCCUGGAAUAAACCCUGUGCUUGUUCCACCUUGCUCAGCUGCGGAUGUGACACCGGGGGUGUGUAGAGCCAACCAGGUACACCAUACCAAUGAAACUACCUAUGCCAGAAUGCUUAGGGAAGAAGCCCAAAUGGCCAUGCGUUUCAGUAUCACGGUUGGUGCGGCUAAUUGGGCACUGCUGGCCGGCUAUCUAAUCAUUCCCGGCACGUUCACUUCAUUGCAGACCUCAAACCAGAUUGAAAAGACAUUACAAAACAACAGCGCCGGCCGUGCAGUUCUACAUAUGAUCCAGAACCCCCCAUUACUCGCUAUUGCGUGCUUGCUUUUUGUUAGUGGAAUUGCGGCUCUCAUGUGGCUGAUGCAUUUCCCAAAGCUCAGGGGAAACUACCCCUGGCUGAUCAACAAAGUGUUUGUACCCCUAUGCCUACAUGCUGCUGCCGGGCUGCUGACCACUGUCAUCAAUGUCUGUACGUCUCAAGGUGGGGAUUGGUCGGUAAUGGCUAUUAUUACAACUGUUGUUACUGGAGCAACUCUUCUAAUCUGUUCAGCACUUCUUGCGCUUUACAAUUUUUUCAAGCUAGAGCGGAUCAGAAAAGAAGAUGAGGAUAUUCGGCGUUCUCGAGCCUCCAUAGCUCCUGAUACGUGA
Penicillium vulpinum is the source of this 711-nucleotide messenger RNA. RefSeq lists its product as uncharacterized. The record is from RefSeq and is a predicted model, not a curated record. The coding region runs from base 1 to 711 and encodes 236 amino acids. The transcript has 2 exons. NCBI's taxonomy places the organism in Eukaryota, Fungi, Ascomycota, Eurotiomycetes, Eurotiales, Aspergillaceae.